AUCUUUUACUUUGGUAUAUAUUGCCCGUUAAGUCGGUUGAGUUGGAAAAGGAUAGAAAUUUUAAUCUAACUAGUGUUGUCUUACGGUGAGGUGAUCUAACUAGCUCACCCAAUCUUUCUGAUUGGUCAAGAUCAGCUAAUCCGUGCCAAAUAUUUUAAAUUAUUAUGCUUAGUUCGUGCUAAUGUAAAACAUCAUUGGCCAGUACGUGACUGCAAUCCCAAUAUGUCACCACAUAAUCUGCUGCCUACCGUUGACCACUUCUAUUAAAUAUCACCUUAGUUUUACCCUACCAUUUUUCUUUGAUUUCCCUACUUCUCUAUCAUUAGGAGGCCAGGUGAGAUCAGUUCAUGUCACAAACAUGUUUUUUUGGCCAUCUUGAUCUCGUAGAUUUUGGUCUGAACUGAACUCAAAUCCUUAAAAAGAUUCCCAGUCCAUGUAUCUACUUUUAUGGAAAGUUGUUUCGAUUGCAUGUUGUGGGUUUGAAUCAUAUGAAAGAUUUGGGUCCUCGUUUUCACGGGUUGUGGUCAGUUGACAAUGGAAUCAUAAUGGGUUGGAAAUUUCUAAAUGUAUCUGUCGGAAGGAACUGCAAAAUUUGGAGUUUGAAGCUUGGUUUACAUAUAUGUUUGACAGCUUCACAAACUGGGUUAGUAGUUACGAUACUUCAUAGAAGUAACAUAUAUUCAUUUGAUUCAAUCUAAGUAUGUAAUCGAGAGUGUGUCAAGGAAUCUUUGUUUGGGAUGUUUGUCAGCAUCCUUGGGGUCAUUUUGAUAAUCCAUCUGAGAACAUUACAUUAGUUGGUGGCAAAUAAGGAUAUACUCGUAGGGUGAGGUACUCUUCCAAGUGAGAAAAAUGGAUGCUUUGCAAGUUAUUGCUUCUGCCACACAAAUAGUUUCUGGUAUGGUAGGUGCUGUUGCUGCUUUAGAACAAGCAUCUAGGAAUCUUGAUGAAGCUCCCAAGCGUAUUCAAAGUUUAGAGGAGUUUGUGUUUGAGCUCGAGAACUUGAGUCGUCGAAUUAAGCAAAAACAUGCUUAUAAACUUCACAAUUCUCAACUUGAUCGCCAAAUUCAAAGUUUGAACACCCUUAUAGAACGGCUGCAUCCCAAACUAGGCAAGGCUAGGAGGAUAUUGUCAAAGAGUAAGAUUAAGAACUUGGCUAAAGUAGUGUGGAGUUCAAUGGCUGGCGAUCCACUUGGGAAAGUAGUACAUUCAAUUAAGAAUGACUUAAAUUGGUGGCUUGAAUCUCAGAGGAUAGCUUACAAUGUUGAGAAAGCCAUAGAAUCCACAGCUCAAGCUAUACCCUCUCAGUUUAAAAUAAAGACUGAACAAGGCUAUCCAGUUUCUAGCAAAUGUAGUUAUGUGAGGAAUUUACUUAAUCAAGAGAAUUUCCAUAAGGUCAUUUUAAUUGUUGGGUUAUCUGGCAUAGGAAAGUCAUGCUUGGCACGUCAAGUGGCUUCUGACCCUCCUGAGAGAUUUGUGGAUGGAGCAGUCGAACUUGGAUUUGGCCAAUGGUGUAGUAGAUCUGCUUGUAAUGGAAGCAAGUACGAAUACCAAAAGCGUUUGGCAAGAAAAAUCUCUAAGUUUCUAGUGCAGAUUGGGUUUUGGAAGAAGAUUAAGGACGAAUAUAGUGGAGAUCUUGACUAUACAUGUUGCUUGCUUCAAGAAGCCUUGUAUGGUAAGAGUAUUCUUGUCAUACUUGAUGAUGUGUGGGAGCAGGAUAUAGUUGAACGAUUCGCUAAACUAUAUGAUAAUGAUUGCAAGUAUGUAGUGACAACAAGAAAUGAAGCUGUCUACGAAAUUACUGAAGCAGAGAAGGUGGAGUUAAGCAGAGAUGACACAAGGGAGUUUAGCAAAGCAGUCCUCCUCUACCAUAGCCUCUUUAGUGAAGAAGAGUUACCAGAUGUAGCAGACAGCUUGCUUGAACGUUGUGGUCACCACCCACUUACAGUAGCUGUUAUGGGUAAGUCUCUGAGGAAAGAAAUAAGAGCUGAGAAAUGGGAAAAAGCCAUCACCAAUUUAUCUACAUUUGCCACAUGUGCACCAGGACCUGUAUCAUAUGUGAAUGAAAAGGAAGCCGAGAAUACAUUGACCAUUUUUGGGUCAUUUGAGUUCAGUCUAGAUGCAAUGCCUGUUGACUCUAGAAAACUCUUCAUAGCUUUGGCUGCUCUUUCAUGGGCGGAACCUGUACCAGAAGCUUGUGUGGAGGAUAUUUGGUCAGCUCUUGGGGAUGAUAGUUUGUUCCCUCUUAUAGUAUGCAAGCUUGUCGAAGGUUCUUUGCUUAUGAAAACUGAAACAGAUCCAUUGUACUCGGUUCAUGACAUGGUUGUUCUUUACCUUGACAGCAAAACAAAUGAUUCAAUAGAGAUACUACUAAAAGAAUCCAAACCAGAACAAGUUGCAAAUAUCUGCCCUUGGCUUCUUAUAUUUGGGAAAGAGGUUGUAAAAACUGCUUCUGAGCAGAGAAUGGUAAACUUCCUCGGUGCUGAAGAAAAGGAGGUAAUUAUCACCUUAAAAGCCACUAUCCAGGCUCUACUGGCUAGCAAAUCCAUUUCUGAACUCGAAGCCAGCAGAACAAGCUUUAGCAGCAUUUUGGGUCCUAGGAUUGCAGAUGUGAUCUUAAAUGGAUCAGAAAGUCUGAUUGCAGUCUAUGCAGAAGCCAUCACCAACAUAUUCAGUAAGAGUGAUUACUGUCACUACUUUCCAUCCCUUGAAGCUACGGUUGCAGUCAGAAAAUUGGCUAGCAUCUUAGAAAAUUGUGAUGACCCCAUGAUCCAAACCAACAUUUUAAUUGUCCUUGCAAAGCUUGCAGAAUUUGGAAGUCCGGACACAGUGGAUGAGGUUCUUCAAAGAAUUCCAUUUAAUCAAAUGGCUGAUUUGCUCUCUCCAAAUGCCGAGGAGUGGCAUGAGAGCAUGUUUACAGUAUUAAUGUCAUUGGCCAAGGCGGGGAAAUCAAAAGCUGUGGAGAGAAUGUUUGCUUUUGAGAUUGACAAGAAUCUUCUUAAACUUCUUGAGAUUGGAUCUGAAAUAGCACAACACCAUGUGGUUGUCACAUUAAAGACAUUCUAUGAGUUGGGGGGUCCUCCCUCUAACAACCUUCUUCAACCCACGAAUCUAAACCUCUUACCCUGGCAAGUUAGACUUCGUCUAGAAACCUUGGUUUUAUCAGAUAAAAGUGUUUCAUUUUCACCAAAAACACAAUCUUUUGGAGAUCUCAUUCACAAAUUGGUUGACAACAAGCAAGUGUUGGAGGCAAUGCAAGACCUGAUACCGAUUGUUGAAAAGGCAGGAGAACCAGGGAUUAGAGAAAUGAUUCUGAAAAGUCCUCUGAUCAAACGAUUAGCUGAACUACUGCAAUGGGGAUAUUCAGAUGGAAACUCAACGAAAUCUCAAUCUGUCUUUCUUUUAAUGAAAUUGGCUUGUUCUGGUGGAGAACCCUUCAUUAAGAGGUUUCUGGAGUAUGACAUCAUACCCGAGCUAGUUAAGAUGAUGCAGAACAGUAACUCAGAGUUACAAGAUGCAGCAUACACAGCACUGCACCAGAUGCUAUUCGGCAGCAGUGGAAUACUCGUUUUGAACAGAUUUCUUCAGAUGGGUCUUUUAGAGAAGAUAACUCAGUCAGUGGAAAUCAAAUCAAUAAAAACCAGGGAAGUGAACUUGAACUGUCUAAUGGAUAUUGUUGAGCUGGGAAACAAGGCUUGUUUGGAAAGGAUGUUAUCUUUUCAAGUGGUGGAGAAACUUGUGAAGUUAGAAAAAAAUGGCGGGGGAUCUGGAAAUACUCUAAUUGGAUUUCUUAAAGGAAUUGAUAAAUGUAAGCAUCUUUCAUUGGCAGAACGUAAAGUGAUGAAGCAACAAGUUAUUAGGAAAGUAAGAACUUCCAUGAAAGGCCAUAAAUUUGAAUCUCGGAUUUUAGUAGCUUUGGAUGGUUCUGCAUCUGAUGGUUCAAAAAGUGGUACUAGUGGUAAAAGCAAAAAAUAUUAGCACUUGUCACAAUUCACAUUACAUUGACAUUUACAACUCAGACUCGAGAAAGAAUCGAGAGGAACCCAACAUUCUGUUUACAUGCCUACCAUGCUACUGCUCUAUUCUUCUU
Humulus lupulus (European hop) is the source of this 4087-nucleotide messenger RNA. RefSeq lists its product as uncharacterized. Gene Ontology annotation, molecular function: ADP binding. The coding region runs from base 850 to 3975 and encodes 1041 amino acids. Lineage: Eukaryota; Viridiplantae; Streptophyta; Magnoliopsida; Rosales; Cannabaceae. The transcript has 3 exons. The record is from RefSeq and is a predicted model, not a curated record.